This is a messenger RNA of Medioppia subpectinata, 711 nucleotides long. Lineage: Eukaryota; Metazoa; Arthropoda; Arachnida; Sarcoptiformes; Oppiidae. The record is from the annotation of a GenBank genome assembly.
CGGACACUGAUAUAGCGAACAGAUGGCCAUACGGUUGAGCCCAACGGCUCACACACUGGCGACCGGACGUACUCUAUAUCAUGAGUAGUCGGUAUCGCUAUUAUAAAUAUUAAUACAGGCAAUCGCUGUGUAAUCGAUAUCUCAUCACAUGUUAUGAGUGUUUGAAUUCAUUUGAAAAGUUGUUUUCAUUGGCUGUGAUUGGCGUUCAGUACAAGUGUCACACAUUUGUACCACUCAUUUGAUCCCUAAAUCUUGUGCCCAUUUAUCUCCUCUACAUCUCUGAUCAGUCCUCCAGACGUGACACACGUAUAGCUCUGGCAAUGACUUCAUAUACCGUUGAAUACAUAACUGAUAAAUUGAAACAACAUUUAGAGACAACACAUUUGCAGUCGGUGGAGGACAUGUCGGACGGAUGCGGCGCUAAGUUUAACGCAUUGAUAGUGUCGGACAAGUUUGAAGGCAUUCCCCUCUUAGAGAGACACCGAAUGGUGAACACUGUGUUGUCCACAGAACUCAAGACAAUACACGCGUUCACUAUGAAGACUAUCACAUCCAAACAAUACCAUGAUUUACAAAAUAAAUGAUUACAUCAUUAUUAGCCGCAAUUACUAUUAUUUAAUAAUACAUUUUUAAUGAUUCCCACAUUUAAUGAGUUUACGAAUGAAUUGACACUUUUUUACAUAUUUAAAAAUAAAACAUUUUGAUUGCAAU